Messenger RNA from Conger conger (European conger), 2743 nucleotides. RefSeq names its product collagen, type X, alpha 1a (gene col10a1a). The transcript is spliced from 3 exons. The coding region runs from base 104 to 2089 and encodes 661 amino acids. The record is from RefSeq and is a predicted model, not a curated record. Gene Ontology annotation, molecular function: protein binding. Lineage: Eukaryota; Metazoa; Chordata; Actinopteri; Anguilliformes; Congridae.
CCAACAGCCUCCAAGCCCUAAGGAUAUAUAGCCGCCAGCAGGGGACAGCGAUCCUGACUUUGAUUUUUUUAGGAGCUAAAGCCGGCUGAUUUAGCCCCAGAAGAUGGAACUGCGAGUAACGAGCAUCCUUCUUCUCCUUGCGGCCCUGGCUGCAGUACACGGAGAACGAUAUUAUAUCAAGAAAGCUGUCAAGGCAGCACCCCAGUACCAGCCUUACUCCGUGAAGAGCCAUGUAGUGCAGGUAGCAGGUGAGCCAGGUCCUCCAGGUGAGCCAGGUGAGCCCGGACCUGAAGGCCCCCCCGGACCCCAAGGAAAAGGAGGUGUUGGAGCCCCUGGCCCAGCAGGACCACCCGGACCACAAGGACCAGCUGGCCACACUGUAGUUGGCAAGCCAGGUUCUCCAGGUAGCCCAGGAAAGCCCGGUGAAAGAGGUGCAUCUGGCCCAAGAGGAGAAGCAGGUGCAAAUGGACCUCAGGGUCCCAGGGGAAUGCCUGGCCCUGGUGGCAGCCCUGGACCUGCAGGCCUUUCUUCUCCCGGUAAACCUGGGUCACACGGUUUGCCUGGAGCAAUGGGGGCAAGAGGAGAACCAGGCAUGAAGGGACAUCCAGGUCUUCCUGGCCAGCCAGGUGCCAAAGGAGAGAGGGGACAUGGCAUACCUGGUGCAGCAGGUGAACCUGGUGCUAUGGGUCCAAUGGGCCCUGCUGGUCCAAGCGGUCAGCCAGGUGUUGGUAAACCAGGGAAGGCAGGCAUGCCAGGGGAACCUGGGAAGUCAGGUACACCUGGUCGGGAUGGGGCUUCUGGACCCAUGGGUUUGCCCGGUGGAAAAGGCCAUACUGGAGCUCCUGGGAUGGGAAUGCCAGGAAAGCCAGGAGAUAAUGGUGCUCCAGGUAUGCCUGGCUCUACGGGAGCGAAGGGGCCCCAGGGAGCUACAGGAGCACCUGGAGAACCAGGUAGCCCAGGUUAUGGAAAACCAGGUGUAAGUGGAGCAAAAGGAGAGAGGGGAGUAGUUGGUAGCCCAGGUACCACAGGUCAGAAAGGAGAACCAGGCCCCACUGGGUACACUGGGCCAACAGGUGCCACUGGCCCUAUGGGACCAGCUGGUCCUCAGGGACCAAGAGGUUUUCAGGGAGAGACAGGUAUAACUGGACUUAAAGGUGAUACUGGUUUAAUUGGACCUGCAGGAGCCAAGGGACCAAAGGGUGAACAGGGAGCACAAGGUUUUGAGGGCAAGUCAGGAUAUCCGGGUGCAACAGGCCCAGCUGGUGCCAGGGGUCCUACCGGAGCUCCUGGUAGCAAAGGUGAGAUAGGCUACACAGGUGCACCAGGUGCAACAGGGGCAACUGGACCUGCAGGACCUAAGGGUCUCCCAGGGAGAGCUGGAGAGCCAGGGGCAGCUGGAGAAAAUGGAGCACCAGGGUCAAGGGGACCAGCUGGGCCUGUUGGUCCAGCAGGUGCACCAGGCACCAAAGGUCACCCAGGUCUUACUGGGGCACCAGGCCCUGCAGGACUAUCUGCAAAGGGAAUUACUGGCCCUCAGGGUCCUGUUGGACCUACUGGGGCCAGAGGAGAUGAUGGUGAGCCAGGAGCCGAGGGGCCAUCUGGCCCACCUGGUCCUCCUGGCCCGCCCGGCGAGGUAGUUUUUGCGAAAAGCAUGAAGGCAGAAGAGAUUAUCAUGCCUGAGCUAGUCAAGGCCCCCAUGUCUGCCUUCAGUGCAGUGCUGACAAAGGCUUACCCACCAUCUGCAGAGCCCAUUCAGUUCGACCAGGUCAUCUACAAUGCAGAGCAGCACUAUGACCCCACCACUGGAAUCUUCACCUGCCAGGCCCCUGGAGUCUACUACUUUUCCUAUAGCAUGCAUGUCAAUGGGGCUAACGCCUUGGUGGCACUGUACAAAAACGGUGAGCCUAUCAUGUUCACUUAUGAUGAGUACAACAAGGGCUUCCUGGACCAGAUGUCUGGCAGCGCUGUUCUUCAGCUGAACGAGGAGGACACAGUCUACAUGCAGAUCCCAGAUGAUGAAGCCAAUGGCAUCUUUGCUGCCGAUAAUGUCCACUGCUCCUUCUCUGGCUUCCUUAUUGCCUCAACGUGAUACAGCACUUUAAAUGAUCACUUUAACAUCAAAAGGUCAGAAGCCAUUUCUCCACGGAGCAAGCUCCCUGUAAUAGUACCCCACAGCCAAGCAGGUUAACUUUUGGAUAAAAUUAGAAAAUGGAGGGAAAAAAAGCAACGGAAAGCAGUAAAAUAUGUACCGUCUCAGUAGAUUUGUUUGUUACUUUGAAGUAUGUUAAUGAGAACAAAAGCAACAGGGGCCUGUAAGAAGGAAAUCAUCUUAUGGAACAAUCAAAAAUUGAACUAUAGUGUAAGGAGUAUGAAUGUUACAGAUUCUUAAUGUGGUUGGAGACAGCAAAUAAAAUUCAAGAAGUUUUUUGGCUAAUCUUUCUCUGAUAAUCGUUUUGUUUUUACCGUUUUGAACGGGUGAGUCUUAUUUUUGUUUGUUUGUCUGUCUUUGAAAAUGGUGCUAUCGAGAACAUAAUCAAUAUUCAUGAUGAUUAAUCAAUGAAAAGUGCAAUUACUUUUUGUACAAUAUGUCUGAACUCAUUGAAAACAGUGAAAUUGCAACAAUAUGGAAUUCAUGAAUGGGAAAAUUGUAAGCAAGACAAUAAAAUGGCAUUUAAAUUUAGAACAACGUGAUGCAUUAUGUUCUGUACAACAUAUUGGCCAAAAAUAAAAACAUUUUGUCUUA